Dibothriocephalus latus is the source of this 381-nucleotide messenger RNA. The record is from the annotation of a GenBank genome assembly. NCBI's taxonomy places the organism in Eukaryota, Metazoa, Platyhelminthes, Cestoda, Diphyllobothriidea, Diphyllobothriidae.
AUGCCUCCGCCCUUCGAAUCCCAGUACCUCCUCCGUCCUACUUCUAUCCAAACUGUCCUGAGCCUAUACAAGCGAGUCCCAGGAACUGUCACCCGCAGCUUCGGUGGUCGGGAUUUCGCCACAGCCAGUCGGAGGGUUGAAAUUCAGAUGCAUCGAUCCCCACCCCAUACGCCCUCGUCGCAGAAUUCUUCGCUGCCUAGCGUCCCAGUCUCCACCGCCUCUGCUACCUCCUUUCCUGCCCUUCAGUUUGCCCAAACCAAUGGUCUGGUCGCUCUUCCGGGUGGUGUUAUCUGGUCAGCGACAGCCUUUGAGGCAGCACUCUCCACUGCUGCCUGUUCUCUCUCCUCCUCCUCCUCCUCAUCCACCCACGUUCUAACAUAA